Molecule: messenger RNA, 1101 nt
Organism: Alternaria arborescens
Lineage: Eukaryota; Fungi; Ascomycota; Dothideomycetes; Pleosporales; Pleosporaceae
Exons: 3
Coding region: 1-1101 (366 amino acids)
Biological process (GO): regulation of transcription by RNA polymerase II
Molecular function (GO): DNA-binding transcription activator activity, RNA polymerase II-specific
Source: RefSeq, a predicted model, not a curated record
AUGAUCGAGAGUUCUCUCCAAUCCGGGUAUUCAGAUCCAGACGUAUGUUUGGGCCCUGGUGCUGCGUUACGAACUGUCAAUUCGUCUUGGAAAUUCUCAGAGACUCAUCUGGAGAUUCUUGAGAGGUUCCAAAGUCGGACGUCUCUGACUGUUGGAGAUGAGAGAAUGGCCCCAGCAUACAGGGAAAUACACCCCUUCUUGAUGCACAUGAUCCUCGGCUUGACUUUAAUGCACGACUCAUCGCUUUCUCUUCCUUACUCCACUUCCCAAUCCGCAACGCUCCAGCGCAAGUCUCUCUACCACUGGGACCAAGCGACCACUCUCUACCACCGCAUACUGAAUGGUCCCAUACCACCUUCUCAUCGCGACGCUAUCUGGGCCACCGGAGUGCACCUCGGUGCCGCAUCCUUCUGGUACCUUGAAUCCGACGACCCCUAUACUGUCUGGCCUUUGAAGCCAUCAGAGCCUGGCGAUCUCUCCUGGAUGAAGAUUGGAGAAGGUAAACGACAUCUCUGGCGGAUUGCUGAUCCUACAAGGGAGGAUAGUGUGUUUAGGCGUGUUUUAGCAAGAAAUCAUGGACCUUGCACUACACCGCCGGAGUGGAUGCAGAACAACGACAUCAGUCUUGUUCCAGAGAGCGUAAAGAUUCUCUUCGGGAUCACACAGUUGUCUAGUAAAGAGGAUAAUGUUUAUCAUCUCCCUGUUCUGAUCUUGUCGCGGAUUCGGCAUUUACAACUGUCACAUGGUAAUGUGUUGGAAUUCUUGUAUUUUACAGCGUUCAUUACGCCAGAGUUUCUAGAGUUGCUAGAGCAGAAGGAUCCAAAGGCAGUGUUCUUGUUAGGUUGGUGGUUCCAAAUGUGUCAGAAUGGCACGCUUUGGUGGAUGACUAGACGGGCUAGAGUGGAGGGUGAGGCUGUAAGGAUAUGGUUGAGUGUUGUUGAUAGCAGACUUAAUGAUUUGUUGGAAGAGCUGGGUAGAAGAAGGGAGUUGGAGGUGAAAGAGGGGAGUUGGAUACAAACGAAGGCGCAGAAGAUCGACGAUUCUGGUUUGGAGGUCAAUUGGGCGUUGGACUCGAGGGGGAGGAUAUUAACGGUAGCGUGA